This is a messenger RNA of Linepithema humile (Argentine ant), 1473 nucleotides long. RefSeq names its product lipoyl synthase, mitochondrial (gene Las). Gene Ontology annotation, biological process: lipoate biosynthetic process. Lineage: Eukaryota; Metazoa; Arthropoda; Insecta; Hymenoptera; Formicidae. Gene Ontology annotation, cellular component: mitochondrion. Gene Ontology annotation, molecular function: lipoate synthase activity; 4 iron, 4 sulfur cluster binding. The record is from RefSeq and is a predicted model, not a curated record.
CGAUUAGGCGUUUUCUGGCCGUCCUUCAAUCUUCAUGUUGUUUUCUAAACAUAACUCCGGUUUUUUUACAUUUUUGACAGAUUGUUGUUAAUUUUGCGAUACAAACAUGUUACGAAUAUUCGGUGCGAAUCCCAAAUGUCCUCUUAGCUGCCACUUUUAUUUGGCGUGUGUGAGAGUUUCAACAGAUAGCAAUAAAGAAUUUUCUGAAAAACUAGCAGAUGGUCCACAGUUUGAGGACUUCCUAAGGGAUAGUGAGAUUAAAGAGUACGAUGGAAAAUUAAAAUUGGAGGAAGGUGAAUCAGGACGACUGAGGCUACCACCAUGGCUGAAAACAGAGAUACCUGUGGGCAAGAGUUACAGCAAGAUAAAAGCACAGUUAAGGCAAUUGCGAUUGAGCACAGUAUGCGAAGAAGCCAGAUGUCCAAAUAUUGGAGAAUGCUGGGGCGGAGGUAGUCACGGUACAGCAACUGCCACUAUAAUGUUAAUGGGAGAUACAUGUACUCGUGGUUGUCGAUUCUGCUCUGUCAAAACCGCACGUACACCACCAUCAUUAGAUGUGGAAGAGCCGGUUAAUACUGCUAGUGCAAUAGCAGACUGGGGCUUGGACUAUGUUGUUCUAACAUCUGUGGAUCGAGAUGAUUUGAAAGAUGGUGGAGCCAGUCACAUUGCAUCCACUGUUAAGGAAAUAAAAAAGAGAAGCAGUAUCCUAGUGGAAUGUUUGGUGCCAGACUUCAGAGGGGAUGAAGAUUGCGUAGCUACAAUUGUAAACUCUGAUUUGGAUGUAUUUGCACAUAAUAUCGAAACCGUGGAGCGUCUAACUCCUUUUGUUCGAGAUAGACGCGCUCGAUACAGACAAUCACUGGCUGUACUGAAGGCAGCUAAGAAGUUCAAUCCCGAUUUAAUCACGAAAUCGUCAAUAAUGCUUGGCCUGGGUGAAACCGAUGAGGAAGUUGAACAGACUAUGCAGGAUCUGAGGGACGUCGGUGUGGAUGCUUUAACUUUGGGACAAUAUAUGCAACCUACCAAGAGGCAUUUAAAAGUGAUCGAAUAUGUAACACCUGAAAAAUUUAAAGCGUGGGAAAGCAGAGGAAAUCAGUUGGGUUUCUUAUAUACUGCCAGUGGUCCAUUAGUACGAUCAUCAUAUAAAGCCGGAGAAUAUUUCUUGACUAAUAUACUAAAGCAACGGCAAAAACAACAUAUUGAUGAUUCUGCAUCAUAAAGGAACCAAAGAUAUAGUCGUGUAAAGAUCGUUUAGUCGAAAAAUAUUACAGAAAAUUAAUAUGUAUAUAUAUGUAUAUAAUUCAAAUUACUGUGUGUGUACAGUAAUGAAUUUGAAUUAUAUUUUAUGAAAAUAAAUUCAUAAUGUAAUUAUAUGCAUGAGCUGAACAAUUAUAUGCUAUUGUAAAUGGAUCGAUAAUAAAUAUUCCUUCGUUUAGCCAUUGUUGCAAAACGUUGAGAUAUUCAAUAAUAAAA